Agrilus planipennis (emerald ash borer) is the source of this 1973-nucleotide messenger RNA. Its product is annotated as leucine-rich repeat-containing protein 47-like. The coding region runs from base 100 to 1662 and encodes 520 amino acids. Gene Ontology annotation, molecular function: protein binding; phenylalanine-tRNA ligase activity; RNA binding. The record is from RefSeq and is a predicted model, not a curated record. Gene Ontology annotation, biological process: phenylalanyl-tRNA aminoacylation. NCBI's taxonomy places the organism in Eukaryota, Metazoa, Arthropoda, Insecta, Coleoptera, Buprestidae. The transcript has 4 exons.
UGAUCAUAACCUCCAAAAUAUAAAAAUAUUUGCUGGCGGUUCUUAGGUUAAAUUCGUUAAGUUUUUUUAAUUGAUUGUAUACUAUUUAAUAUUUUUAAAAUGUCUUGGCCAGAAGUUUCACUUGCUAAAGCGGAAAAAAGACACGAAAUUGUGCUGUCAGGUUCAACAAUAAGUGCAAGAAUUCAAAAGGACGGCGUAGAUAACGAAUUAUUUGCUUUGAUCGGCUUAAAUUAUUUGAGUUUAACGGACACAUGCUUGGAUAAGGUUUCUAGUAACAUUAGUUGUUUGUCAAAUUUACAAACCCUCGUUUUACAUUCGAAUAAAUUAACAGAGAUCACCUCAGAAAUAACAGAACUAAGCAAACUAAAAGUGCUCGAUUUGUCUCAAAAUCAACUCAAAAGUAUUCCAGAAAACUUGUCAGACUUGAAAGAACUGGUUUCUUUGAACGUGUCAUUUAACAAAUUAGAGAAGUUUCCUAAGUUUUCUAAUAAUCCCAAACUAAGCACAAUAAAUGCUGCUAACAACAACCUGAUAGAUUUUUUGGACGUUUGCUAUCCAGAAAAUGUGCACCUUUCUGAGAUUAAUGUUAGUGGUAAUGAAAUUGAAAGUAUUUCAUCUAACAUUUUUGUUUUGGCUUCACUUAAAGUCCUGAAAAUUAAUGCAAACAAAGUGAAGAUAAUACCUGGCGAGCUUGCAGACUGCAGUAAAUUGAAAGAACUUGAUUUGAAAGAUAAUCCAAUCAGUGACAAACGAUUACUAAAGAUGGUAAACCAAUGCCAUUUUAAACAAAUUAUAGAUUAUAUAAGGCAGCAUUGUCCUAGAUCUAAAACAGAAAUUAGUAAUGGUAAAGUUGGCAAGAAGAGUAAAAAAAACACUAAGAACAAAAAGGACAGUGAAUCGAGUGAUACUAAAGAAGAAAUAAGCAAAGAAAUCAAAUAUAAAGUGCAUGUAGAGAGAUGCACAGAUGACUGCCUUAAAAUUAUAAUUGAUCCAGAAGUUAAAGAAAUUAGAGCACACAUAAUUGCAUGUAUUGUACGCAACAUUGAAUUUACCGAAGAUUUAUUCAGAAAAUUCAUCCAGUUACAAACCAAACUGCACGAUUCAGUAUGUGAUAAAAGAAAUUCAGCAACCAUUGCUACACACGACUUAAAAAAAUUGCCCCCUGGCAGUUUAAAAUACACCGUAAAAACACCAGAAGAAUUACAAAUAAAACCCCUAAAUAGAACUGUGAUAAUGACUGGAAAGGAAUUGUUUUCAAAGCUACAGGCAGAGGCAGACGCUUUAAGAAAAGAAAAGAAGAGGAAUACGUAUUCAGGAAUUCACAAAUUCUUGUACCUUCUCGAGGGGCGCAAAAAAUAUCCGUGCUUCUUAAAUGCGACCGGCGAAGUGAUAUCUUUUCCACCAAUUACAAACAGUGAUAUAUCGAAGAUGACCCUUGACACAAAGGACUUAUUGUUAGAAGUAACGAGCAACGUUUCUCAGCCGAUAUGUAAGAGAGUAAUGGAUAAUUUAAUAAAAGAAAUGGUUCUUUUAUUCGAUCAUGAUCUAAAAAUAGAACAAGUUAAAAUAGUAGACGAUGAAGGUAAUUUAAAAGUAAUUUAUCCUGCUAAAAAUGACUUGGUAUUUGAUAACAGUAUUCCGAUAGCUGUAGAAUUACAAUAACACCUUUUUACUUGUAAGAUGUAAGUAAUUUAUUUUUAUUGCGAUACAUACCUACUUAAUUACCUACAUUCAAUUAGAAUUUUUGUUAAUUUUCUCUCUUAUUAUUAUCAUCAUCUAAUGAUUUCAUUAGGAUAUUAAGUAACCAAUAAUUAAUUAUUUCAGCUUCAAUUACUAUACAAGUAAUUAUACAAAAUAGUCUUGUUGCUUUUGUCAUUUUGAGCUAAUAAAAUAGUUAAAUAAAUUGUAUUAUUAUUUAACAACUUGCAGCAUUGUUACGUUUUUAAUGCCUUGAAUAAAAAAAUAUAAACACA